AUGCAAAUAGUCAACUCAAUAGUGCGCAUCUUCCAGGCCAUCUCCGCCAUUAUAGUCCUCGGCAUCUCCGUUGACCUCGCUCGUGGCCAAGACACCAGACUCCAGUCCGUCCCACCUGCGACAGGGUACGCCGCGUUCUGCGGCGGGUUCGGCACCCUGGUCUCCUUUAUUGGAAUUAUCUCUCUUUUCAUAUCAUCGCUUGAAGGACUCAUCACGCUUUCUCUAGAUGCUCUUAGUGGAGUGACGAUGUUGGCGAGUGGGAUUGCAUACGCCGUCCUGCUCCGGCAUACGGAUUGUAGCAACGCGUACUACAGCGAAGCCACCUGGAGAAACGAGUUGCUUAGCGGUGGGUGUGUUGAAAUUGGGGACGGCAUAGGGUGUCGGUAUGGAGGGCGAGAGGAGGAGGGGAAGCUGAAGAGUAGAUGUGCUUCUGCAAAGGCAGACACUGCGUUCAUGUUUACCAGCUUUGUGGCUUGUAUCGGGAUUGUGGGGUAUAGCUUUUUUGCGAGAGGAAGGGGGAAGGGCGUCAGUUAUGCUUGA
This is a messenger RNA of Aspergillus nidulans FGSC A4, 540 nucleotides long. Its product is annotated as MARVEL domain-containing protein. Gene Ontology annotation, cellular component: membrane. NCBI's taxonomy places the organism in Eukaryota, Fungi, Ascomycota, Eurotiomycetes, Eurotiales, Aspergillaceae. Bases 1 to 540 code for a protein of 179 amino acids. The record is from RefSeq and is a predicted model, not a curated record. The transcript has 3 exons.